Messenger RNA from Micropterus dolomieu (smallmouth bass), 1730 nucleotides. RefSeq names its product electrogenic sodium bicarbonate cotransporter 4-like. Gene Ontology annotation, molecular function: sodium:bicarbonate symporter activity; monoatomic anion transmembrane transporter activity; solute:inorganic anion antiporter activity. The annotation marks the transcript as partial. Gene Ontology annotation, cellular component: plasma membrane. The transcript has 13 exons. Gene Ontology annotation, biological process: monoatomic anion transport; regulation of intracellular pH; transmembrane transport. The record is from RefSeq and is a predicted model, not a curated record. Lineage: Eukaryota; Metazoa; Chordata; Actinopteri; Centrarchiformes; Centrarchidae.
AUGCUGCCCAGAGCCGAAGCAUGAAUGACAUUUCAGACACACCGAGCACAGACCAGCUGAAGAACAAGUUCAUGAAAAAGAUUCCUCGUGAUGCCGAAGCCUCCAAUGUCCUGAUCGGUGAGGUGGAUUUUCUGGACAAACCCUUCGUCUCUUUUGUACGUUUGGCUCAGGCCACGACUCUGGGAGGCCUCACCGAGGUCCCUGUGCCGACAAGGUUUCUCUUCAUCUUGCUGGGUCCUCCGGGCAAAAGCAAGUCCUACAAUGAGAUUGGCAGAGCUAUCGCUACGCUCAUGGUGGAUGAUCUGUUCAGUGAUGUUGCCUAUAAAGCAAGGGACCGUGAAGACCUGAUCGCAGGUGUCGAUGAGUUUCUGGAUGAGGUGAUUGUCCUCCCACCAGGGGAAUGGGACCCAAAGAUACGUAUCGAACCUCCCAAGAAGGUUCCAUCAGCAGAAAUGAGAAAGUCAGUGCUGAACCUGAACGAGCUGGGUCAAAUGAACGGCUCGGCCGGCGGGGCGGCUGGAGGAGAAGACGAUGAGCUUCCAGCGCCACAUGAGCUUGGAGAGGAGCUGAAAUUCACUGGGAGGUUUGGAGGUGGAUUGUGGCUGGACAUCAAACGGAAGAUCCCUUGGUAUUGUAGUGAUAUCUACGAUGGCUUCCAUAUCCAGUCUCUCUCUGCUGUGGUCUUCAUCUACCUGGGCUGCAUCACCAAUGCCAUCACCUUUGGCGGACUGCUAGGGGACGCUACCGACAAUUACCAGGGCGUGAUGGAGAGUUUCCUUGGCACUGCUUUAGCAGGGACAGUCUUUUGUCUGUUUGGUGGGCAACCUCUCAUCAUCCUCAGUUCAACUGGACCCAUUCUCAUCUUUGAGAAACUGCUUUAUGAAUUCAGCAAGAGCAAUGAUAUAGACUACAUGGAGCUGCGUCUGUGGAUUGGCCUUCACUCUUGUCUGCAGUGUUUGCUGCUGGUGCUCUCAGACGCCAGCUACAUUAUCAAGUACAUGACCCGCUUCACAGAGGAGGGUUUCUCCAGCCUCAUCUCCUUCAUAUUCAUCUCUGACGCCAUUAAGAAGAUGGUUGGAGCUUGGAAGUAUUACCCAAUCAACCGUGGCUUCAAACCUGACUACAUCACUGCCUAUAAGUGCGAAUGCAUCGCACCAGACCAGGCAUCUGUGCUGGGCUUGAAUGUUUCAGCUCCACUCGCAGAUGAUAAUAUGACACUGUUGUUUAACUUGACAGACCUGGACUGGAGUCAGCUCAGUAAGAAAGAGUGUGUGAAGUACGGUGGUAUGCUGAUGGGGAACUCCUGUAAGUAUGUUCCUGACCUGGCCCUGAUGUCCUUCAUCCUCUUCUUUGGCACCUACUCCAUGACUGUUUCUCUCAAGAAGUUCAAGUUUAGCCGCUACUUUCCAACAAAGCUCCGUAGCCUGAUAAGUGAUUUUGCCAUCAUCAUUUCUAUCCUGAUCUUCUGUGGACUGGAUUGCCUGCUGGAGCUCGAUACCCCCAAACUGCUUGUGCCCACUGAGAUCAAGCUGAGGAAGCUAAUCAGUGAUUUUGCCAUCUUCAUGUCAAUCAUGUCCUUUGUGGGUCUGGAUAUGUUGAUGGGGUUAGACACACCCAAACUAAUCGUUCCUACUGAGUUUAAGGUAAUUAGAUUUUUCUGUUUUAAUGUGUGUGUGAUUACAACAUAUUACUGGCCUUCUGCAUGUGUGUGUGUGUUUUUCUUGUGGAAA